Messenger RNA from Lagopus leucura (white-tailed ptarmigan), 4128 nucleotides. It is a transcript of the gene CUL2, whose product is annotated as cullin 2. Gene Ontology annotation, molecular function: ubiquitin protein ligase binding. Lineage: Eukaryota; Metazoa; Chordata; Aves; Galliformes; Phasianidae. Gene Ontology annotation, biological process: protein ubiquitination; SCF-dependent proteasomal ubiquitin-dependent protein catabolic process. The coding region runs from base 151 to 2475 and encodes 774 amino acids. The transcript has 22 exons. Gene Ontology annotation, cellular component: Cul2-RING ubiquitin ligase complex; SCF ubiquitin ligase complex. The record is from RefSeq and is a predicted model, not a curated record.
CGUGUCCUCCAACGGGGAAACGCGGUCGGAAAUUGACGGUGCUCCUUGAGCCGUCGCCUACCAUCCGGCCUGCGGUCGGCGGGGAGACCCCGGGCCGGGCUGGAAGUAACGGGCGGCUCGCGGUGCCACGAUCAACACUAAAACCCCACAAUGUCCUUGAAACCACGAGUGGUUGACUUCGAUGAAACAUGGAACAAACUUCUAACAACAAUUAAGGCUGUUGUUAUGUUGGAUUAUGUUGAAAGAGCAACGUGGAAUGACCGCUUCUCAGACAUUUAUGCUUUGUGUGUGGCCUAUCCUGAACCUCUUGGAGAGAGACUUUAUACUGAGACAAAGAUUUUCUUGGAAAAUCAUGUACGCCAUUUGCACAAGAGAGUUUUGGAAUCUGAAGAACAAGUACUGGUUAUGUAUCACAGAUACUGGGAAGAAUAUAGCAAGGGAGCAGACUAUAUGGACUGUUUAUACAGGUACCUCAACACACAGUUUAUUAAGAAGAACAAAUUGACUGAAGCUGAUCUUCAGUAUGGUUAUGGUGGUGUGGAUAUGAAUGAACCACUGAUGGAAAUAGGAGAGCUAGCUCUUGAUAUGUGGAGAAAAUUAAUGAUUGAGCCACUACAGGCCAUCCUUAUUCGAAUGCUCCUCCGAGAAAUCAAAAACCCAAGCACUCCUUCUUCAAGUCAAGCUGAAUAUCAACUUAAGCAUUUUUGUUUCAACACAACAGGAGGCCGACAAGAUCUUGAAUUUGAUCGCUGUGGAGAAGAUCCAAACCAGAAAGUAAUCCAUGGGGUUAUUAACUCCUUUGUUCAUGUUGAACAGUAUAAGAAAAAAUUGCCCCUAAAGUUUUAUCAGGAAAUUUUUGAGUGUCCUUUUCUGAAUGAAACAGGGGAGUAUUAUAAACAAGAAGCUUCAAAUUUAUUGCAAGAAUCAAAUUGCUCACAAUACAUGGAGAAGGUUUUAGGUAGAUUGAAAGAUGAAGAAAUGCGGUGUCGGAAAUACUUGCAUCCCAGCUCAUAUGGUAAAGUGAUUCAUGAGUGCCAGCAGAGAAUGGUAGCUGAUCACUUGCAGUUUCUACAUGCAGAAUGUCACAAUAUUAUCAGACAAGAGAAGAGAAGUGACAUGGCAAAUAUGUAUACUCUACUUCGUGCUGUGUCAAGUGGUUUACCUCAUAUGAUUCAGGAACUACAAAACCAUAUCCAUGAUGAGGGCCUUAGAGCAACCAGCAAUCUUUCUCAGGAAAAUAUGCCAACUCAGUUCGUGGAGUCGGUUUUGGAAGUACAUAGUAAAUUUGUUCAGCUCAUCAACACAGUUUUGAAUGGUGAUCAACACUUUAUGAGUGCCCUUGACAAGGCUUUGACAUCAGUUGUUAACUACAGGGAGCCCAAGUCAGUCUGCAAAGCACCUGAGUUGCUGGCCAAGUACUGUGACAACUUAUUGAAGAAGUCAGCAAAAGGAAUGACUGAGAACGAAGUAGAAGACAAACUUACAAGUUUCAUUACUGUUUUCAAGUACAUUGAUGACAAAGAUGUAUUCCAAAAGUUCUAUGCCAGAAUGUUGGCAAAAAGAUUAAUUCAUGGUUUAUCUAUGUCUAUGGACUCUGAAGAAGCCAUGAUUAAUAAACUAAAGCAAGCCUGUGGUUAUGAAUUUACCAGCAAGCUUCAUCGAAUGUAUACAGACAUGAGUGUUAGUGCUGAUCUCAACAAUAAAUUCAACAACUUUAUCAAAAACCAGGACACAAUUAUAGAUUUGGGAAUUAGUUUUCAGAUAUAUGUUCUACAGGCAGGUGCAUGGCCUCUAACUCAGGCUCCUUCUUCUACAUUUGCAAUUCCUCAGGAACUGGAAAAAAGUGUACAGAUGUUUGAAUUAUUCUACAGUCAGCAUUUUAGUGGAAGGAAGCUUACUUGGUUACAUUAUCUCUGUACAGGUGAAGUAAAAAUGAAUUAUUUGUGCAAACCUUAUGUAGCCAUGGUCACAACAUACCAAAUGGCAGUGUUGCUUGCCUUCAACAACAGUGAAACUGUCAGUUAUAAGGAGCUUCAGGACAGUACGCAAAUGAAUGAGAAGGAACUGACAAAAACUAUCAAAUCCUUACUUGACGUUAAAAUGAUCAACCAUGACUCAGACAAGGAGGAUGUGGAGGCAGAGUCUACAUUUUCAUUAAAUAUGAACUUCAGCAGUAAACGAACGAAAUUUAAAAUUACUACAUCAAUGCAGAAGGACACACCACAGGAGAUGGAGCAGACCAGAAGUGCUGUAGAUGAAGAUAGAAAAAUGUAUCUUCAAGCUGCUAUAGUCCGUAUCAUGAAAGCACGUAAAGUGCUGCGACAUAAUGCUCUUAUUCAGGAGGUAAUUAGCCAAUCAAGAGCUAGGUUUAAUCCAAGUAUCAGCAUGAUUAAGAAGUGUAUUGAAGUUCUGAUAGACAAACAGUACAUAGAGCGAAGCCAGGCCUCUGCAGAUGAAUACAGUUAUGUAGCAUGAUGUUGCUAUCCUGCAGGUAUGAUUGUAAGGAGAUCAUUGCUGUCACUGUUUGGUGUGUUCCUGUGGGAAGAGGCAGGCCUGUGCCUCCAUAAUUGGUCACUUGGCAGCCCCCGUUUUUCUGCUGUUUACAACAUCACCAGUGCCAUGUCAUGAGCGUCAAUGAAAAUGCCUAUAGAUAUUUCAAGCUCAUGUCAUUAUGACAUUUCUUAAAACUUUACUAAAAGAAUGAGUGAAGUAUUGCUGAGAUGUGGAAAUUUGGUUGGGUACCAUGCUUUUUUUUUUUUUUUCCUCCCCUUUCACGUUUGCAGUUGAUGUUUUUUAAUGUAUCUUAAGACAAAGUUAAAAAAAAGAAAAAAAAGAAAAAAAAAAAGAAAACCUAAAUAUUGUAAUAUGACAGAUAACCUAAUAAUUGUAUCUACAUUAAAAAGAAAAAAGAAAAGAUGAACAUGAUACUGCUGCUUGUCAAAUAAAAAAAAUAAAGUUAUAUGAUGUGUCUCUCGUCAUUCUAGAAAUGAAUAUAACAUUAUUGUCUUUAAAUAUUCAGGCUGGGAAGAGUAAAAAUAAUGUGUGCUCAGGUGUUGAAUAACCUUCGAAGUAUAUCUGUCAUAAGGAAUCAUUUAUGUAAAGCUGAGUGACAGGUAUGUUACGUUUAAUGUGAGUGUAAAAAAAUGGCCUAUAGUUAAGUGCACAGCUUGUUUUCUUGAGGUCAGUCUAACUUGUUACAUUUUUACUGCCUGAAGGCCUAGUCUGUCUCUCUUAAUCUCACAAUGGAGGAAGAUAUUAGAAGAGAAAACAAACGGAUGUUUGAGGGAAUUUAACUUGCAAAGUUCACAGAUAGGAAUGAUGAUUGCAAAUAUUGAAGAUAUAGUUCACUGGCUUGUGAAACCACCGUUACUGGGAAAGAAUAUAGCAGACUGACUGGUAAUUGAAAAAUGUUUUCUUUCAUGAUGUAUUGGGUAGAAACAACCCAUGGAUGGAUAUCUGUGUUGUUUCUACAUGAAGCAUUUUUCUUUUCCCUCCUAACUCAUAUGGUUUAUCAUCUGAUAUUUUCCCCCUCCUCAAUGAGGUUUCUGGUUGUUUUGCCAUUUGUCCUUGUGUUGUUCAUGAGGGAUAACAUGUGACCAUUCACUCUCAGACAAGCAAAAUACAAUUUUUUAAAGUGCUACCUCUACCACUGCAGAUAAUUGAAAUAAGUGCAUUAAUAGUGUGAACACAGUUGAAUGCCUGCUGCAGAAAAGAGCUUUCUCAUGUCUGUGCCUGCUAUUAGUUAUUGAAAGGAUAAACACUAACUUCAAGUGCUCUAUUUGGAUGGUUUUUGAGUGCAUAUAGAUAGGUAGAAAGAUUAGCUCAAUAUUUUUGUAGACUUUUUGAUAUUUCAUCACCACUAGAAGACCACAGAUCAAGAAUUAAUUUAAAAAGGAAAAAGCUUUUGGGUAGAGCUCUUUUCUUUUGUUUUCUGUCUUCUUAUAUGUAUGGAUGGUUUGGCUUCUCUUUGACUCAUGUUGUUUCUGGCUGUUUUCUCUUAUGUACCAUCACAUUUGUAUGUAAUCUGGAGGGUAUGGUAAACUUCCUAUGGUUAACUAGGGAAUGCAUCAUAAAGUUGAUAAGUUAUGUCGAUUUUGCUGAGGGCAAAUAAAAGACAAUAAACAACAA